Molecule: messenger RNA, 3091 nt
Organism: Oncorhynchus keta (chum salmon)
Lineage: Eukaryota; Metazoa; Chordata; Actinopteri; Salmoniformes; Salmonidae
Exons: 3
Coding region: 565-2079 (504 amino acids)
Biological process (GO): regulation of transcription by RNA polymerase II
Molecular function (GO): DNA-binding transcription factor activity; RNA polymerase II cis-regulatory region sequence-specific DNA binding
Source: RefSeq, a predicted model, not a curated record
AGCCCAGAGUUUAACAUUUGCGUUUGUUUUUCACAUGACUUGAUAAACACAUAACAUUAAUCGUGUAUAUUCUAAAUUCGGAGUUUCUAUUAAACGAAUUAUAGUUACAUGAUCUAUUAUUUAUCCUCUUGAAACAUAUUGCUGUUGUAGUCUACAAUUUGAAGGUACAGACACCGGUUGGCCCUAACCGCAAACAGGAAGAAACUUCCGCUUAGAGUCGAGGAAAGAUACGAAAUGGAAAGCGUGCAAUAAUUAUUUAAACGUAACUUGAAAUGAUAGUCACAAAAUAAUGUGAAACUAAGUGUUAGGUACAGUCUAAACGCUUUACUCGCUAGGUAAGUAAAGUGAACAAGCGAAGGGACAGCGUUUUAGGCAAGGAGUGAUUAUAGUGAGUACACUCCCUGCCAGAUAGAGCUACUUAUUAUGCAGGCCUAUGUAACUAGCCAAGGUAACACACUUAGGUACUAGUUAGCUUGUUUACCUGGUUUGAAAACAUCUCUGGACAUCAGUAUUUUUCAUAAGUCAUGACUUCGGAGGUCAGAAUUUGACGAGGGUAACACGAACAUGUCGGCAAACGUGAGUCCUCCAAACACUGCUUUAGUAGCGGAAUUAUCUUUCUCGUUUCAGGAUGAAUUGACUGCUACUAUUCAAAAUGCACUAGGAGUAGCAGUGGAGAUAGCGGUGGUUGAGAUUACAAAACUAGUCGGCCAAGUGUUAAGGGAUGUGCGGGAUCAAAUGCACGAGACGAUGCGGGACAAUAAGUCCUUAAAGUUUCGCUUGCAAGCAGCCGAACUUGAAAUAUGUGCAGCGCGAGGAGAGGAGCGUCAAGUACAAUCAAUAAUAGGGGAAAAAAACAGCACCAAUAGCAGAAUCCAACAGGUUCAUCAGCAGCUGAAUUCUCUAAACGUUUCACAAAAUAAAAUAAAAUCAGGAAGCGAAGGAGAGCACAGAGUUCUUGAACCCAAUCAGUCUCUUGGUACAACAAAUGUUGGGGAUAGGUAUGAAGAAUUUGAAUCAGAAGUUGUUGAUAACCCUGCAUUUCUUAACGAGUCGUUUUGUGAGAUCCGUGAGGAUGGUAGGGUGUGCACUCAAGAUAUUAAACCGGAUUUUUUAACUUUAAAUCAGGAAGAUGAAGCUGGGACUAAAGAAGAGGUUGUCUCAAACAUGUACUCUGACAACCAUGAAGAUUUUAACCGAGCGUGCACAGAGCCAACUACGGGACAUGAUACAUCAAGAGCCCAUGCUGACGGCCAUCCCUUCCCUGACGGUACCAUGAAGGAUGCAGAUGUGAAGUGUCUGGUUGAGGUGAAGGUGGAGUCUGUAGACCUGGGAAGCAGUAGGAACUGUGGUCCCAAUACUGGAGGGGGAGAAGAGGACUACUGUCCAGACGGUCUCUCCUUGGCUCAAACCAGGCUGCUGGAGGAUUGGAGGCCAGCGGCACUGCAGCUCCCACUCAGUGACCCAGACUCAUUCACCCCCUCCACCAGCCACUCUCUAUCGGACUCCCCCAUCUUCACCCCAAACAUACCAGACUUGGACAUCCUAUCGUCUUCUUCAGCUACAGGUCUCCAUGCAGGCUUUGGUAAACAACAGCAGUACCCACCCAGAGAGACUGCUGGGGCUUCCACAUCUCACUCACACCAGAUGUACAGCCCUCAGACAGGUGAAGUGAACAACAUGGUUGCAGCACAGCACAUCUGCAAGAUCUGUGGAGAGAAGUUCCAUCUGUCUGAGGAGCUACGGCGACAUCGUAGUCUUAUUCACCCAAAGGAUAUGAACAAGCUCCCCAAGCGCAACCUCUACCCCCCUGGGCGGAGCCCGUACCACUGCUCCCUGUGUGGUCGAGAUUUCAAUCGCAUGGAGCACCUGAAGAUCCAUCAGCGUAUUCAUACUGGAGAGAGGCCUUAUGCCUGCACCGUGUGCAAUGCACGCUUCCGUCACUCUUGGGCUCUAACAAGACACUUCCGUAUUCACACAGGAGAGAAGCCCUACACUUGCAGCCAGUGUGGCAAGACUUUCCGAAACUGUGGGGGUCUGCGCUUUCACCAACGUACUCACUCAAUGGGAGGGCUCGGCUGAUAAGGCCUUCAUGAUGGACUGUAAAGGAUGGAAAGACAGAGCAAGAAAUGCACUGGGGAUAUACGCAGAGGGGGAAACAUUUACUGUUAUCAAAUUUUUUACAUGCACUCAAUACAACAGGUAUACCUUACAGUGAAAUACUUACUUGCAAGCCCUUAAACAACAAUUCAGUUAAGACAAAUGUGUUAAGUAAAAAAUGGUUAAAAAUACAAAAUAAUUAAAGAGCAGCAGUAUAAUAACAGUAGCGAGGCUAUAUACAGGGGGUACCGGUACAGAGUCAAUGUGCGGGGGCACGGGUUAGUCGAGGUAAUAUGUAUAUGUGUAGGUAGAGUGACUAUGUAUAGAUAAUAAGCAGAGAGUAGCAGCAGUGGAGGAGGGGGAGUAGACCUUUGAUUAGCUAUUCUAUUCUUAUGGUUUGGGGGUAGUAUCUGUUAAGCCUUUUUGACCUAGACUUGGCUCUCCGGUACCGCUUGCCAUGCGGUAGCAGAGAGAACAGUCUAUGACUAGGGUGGUUGGAGUCUGACCAUUUUUAGGGCCUUCCUCUGACACCGCCUGGUAUAGAGGUCCUGGAUGGCAGGAAGCUUGGCCCCAGUGAUGUACUGGGUCGUAUGCACUACCCUCUGUAGUGCCUUGUGGUCAGAGGCUGAGCAGUUGCCAUACCAGGCAGUGAUGCAAACCAGGAUGCUCUCGGUGGUGUAGCUCUUAUGUGUUAAAGCUUACUGUAAAUGUUCAUACAUUUAUCCUGUGUUUUACUGGAAGGAACAUAAAUAAUUGGAGUCAAAGGAGGCAGAACUUUGUGUGGAGCACAGUUGUUAGUCCGGUUCAUUCAAGGUGAGAUGAGAUGGAUCAUUGAUGUAGACUAAUGUAGGGCUUGAAAUAUCCUGUAAAAUGACAGUCUAUUCCCAGACACAUGAAAUCAACUGGUGUUGUACUAUGGCCUCGCUUAUUUUACUGUAAUGAAGGAGUCCCAUGGAGAUUGACAUAUUUAUGUAUUAAUACAUCACAAAACAGA